Molecule: messenger RNA, 2235 nt
Organism: Paralichthys olivaceus (Japanese flounder)
Lineage: Eukaryota; Metazoa; Chordata; Actinopteri; Pleuronectiformes; Paralichthyidae
Product: FYN-binding protein 1
Biological process (GO): T cell receptor signaling pathway; protein localization to plasma membrane; integrin-mediated signaling pathway
Cellular component (GO): plasma membrane
Molecular function (GO): protein binding
Source: RefSeq, a predicted model, not a curated record
GAUACAGAACUGGUCCAUAUUUCCCCACACUGAGCUUUUCCUGGUUUGUACAGUAGCGUCAGUCUGGAUCCUGAGUCACUGCUGGACAUGGAGCAUUUUAUCCACCACUGAGGAUCGCUGAGGGCAAACAUGGAGGAGAGCGUUGAUGUCAAGGCUCUGAGGGCGCGGUUCAACAACAAGACCAGCACCUCGGACACCAGCAGCCGAGACAGCGGCUCCCCAAAUUCUCCACGGCCCGGGUUUGGGAGGGUGAUCCUCCCGGUGACAGAGCACAAUCUGUCCCAUCACAGACUGUCUCCCGUCUUUCCUCCUCCUUUGACUGGCCCAGGCCCCGUGAGGCUCCCCAGGCCAGAGCCGAAGGCCUCCUCUGUCCCUUCCACACCUCCUUCCCUCCCUCGGCUGCCUCUCAGUUCUGGGGAAACGGGCAAAGUGAAGCAGAAGGGAGAGAUGCUCCAGACCAUGAUGCUGAGGCACCAGAGGCCUCCAGGCACCAGACCAGCCAAGACUCCAGCUCUGGUUCCACCUGAGUUCCCUGCACCAGCUCCCACCUCUGCCCCCCUACCACUCAGACCACAGCCCAGACAGAGGAGCACAGGGGAGGUGACUCCACUGAGGAGGCCCCUGCCCCCUGAGGGACCACUGCCCUUGAAGCCAAAACGGCCUCCGAGUGUCAACCUGGAGCCUUUUAUGAGAUUCAGCCGAGGACGUGCCCUUCCUGCUCUGAGGAAAACGGAGAACGGUUCUGGUUCCCCAGCUACAGCGCCCAGAAAAAUGUUUUCACCAGGAGUGAUCAGUCCUGUAAAAUUACCACCACGCUCCAACAAACCAGGCAGACUGCCCCGCCAGAUCAUCUCUUCAGACAUUGAUGAAGACCAGGACACCUAUGAUGACAUUGCAAGUUUUGAGAAGGAGUCCCGGAGUGACAGCAGUCCAUCCUGUGUUGACGGGGAUGAUGAUGAAAUAUAUGAGUUUAUUGAUGGGGACGAGGUGGAGGUGAUCCAGGUAAAUCCUUUGAAGAUGAACAAGAAACAAGCUCAGAAGCAACGGGAACAAGAGAAAAAAGAACAGAUGGAGCGUCAGAAAAAAGAGAACGAGCUGAGGAAGAACUUUCAGUUGCAAGGGGAGAUUGAGGUUCUUCAUACAGCCAAAGUCCGACAGGAUUGGCAGGGAGGAGGAAAACUGGACCUCUGCGUACGAGAAGGCGAGAAUGUGGAGAUCCUACGAGUGAGGAAUAAUCCAGGAGGCAAAUGGUUGGCUCGUUCUCUGAAUGGAAACUACGGAUAUAUCAGCAACACAUGUGUGGACAUUGAUUAUGAAGAAGUGAAGCGCAAAGUGCUCCAGUCCAAAAAAACGUAUGACAUAUCAGCGUUACCUCCACCACCUCCUGACCCCCCACAGAUGUUAAAUAUGGACUCCAACAACAGAGACAGCUUGAGUCAAGAUGAUGAUGACUAUGAUGACGUUCAACCAAUAACCGAGGAUUUCCCUCCACCACCACCCGAGAUCAGCAUAGAUCCAAAAGCUGAGAAGGAGCUGAGGAAAAGAUUCAAGUUUGAAGGGCCAAUCAGGGUCCUGCACAUCAUGAUGGUGGAUCCUAACAGCAUCAUAAAGAAGCCAAAAGGGAAGCAUCUCCCUGUGUCUCAGGGAGAAGUCCUGGAUAUCAUCCAGUUCACCAACAGCAAGAAAGCUCUGUGUCGCAACGGGUUUGGAAAAUAUGGUUAUGUGUCCAGAUCUCUUCUUCUUCCAAUGGAAGGAGACAUAUAUGACGAUGUUGACUAUCCAAGUGAUGUCUAUGACAACGACUCUCCAAAUACUGAUUAUUGAAACAUAUUAAAGCACACACACACUGAAGAAAGAAAAUGUAAAUAGAAUUUUAAAAACUAAAGAUUUAAGCUUUAUAAAACCAUGUCUUCAACAGACUGGAUACCAAAAGCUGAAAAUGAGGUGAAGAGAGAGAUCAGUCAGGACAAAAUGUGACAGGUUUUCCUGAUCUCAAGCAAAUUAACCAGGCUGUAAAACAUACUAAUCAAUACACACUGAUGUACAUGGAUAAAAACACACACAUACCCUGCACCAAGACUUGUCAUCAUUGUAUUGUUUGUAAAACUGCAUGUAUAGAAAAUGAAUACACUACUGUGAUGUUGUGUAUUGCUUGACCUCUGAGAUACAACUUAAGAAAUAUAAAAUGUCUUUGUUAAGUUGCUUUUUUAAACCCUUUUUUUAAAAUAAAAUGAA